Molecule: messenger RNA, 1675 nt
Organism: Mya arenaria
Lineage: Eukaryota; Metazoa; Mollusca; Bivalvia; Myida; Myidae
Product: beta-1,3-galactosyl-O-glycosyl-glycoprotein beta-1,6-N-acetylglucosaminyltransferase-like
Exons: 1
Coding region: 176-1558 (460 amino acids)
Cellular component (GO): membrane
Molecular function (GO): acetylglucosaminyltransferase activity
Source: RefSeq, a predicted model, not a curated record
CAUGCAUGACCGGCUGCAAUAAACAACGAUAAAUACCGUUCAAUGUGAAUUUAAUUUGAAACAAAACAUUUGAUAUUGUGCAAUAAUUAAUUGAUUUUACAGCUGAAAUAUUUAUGCACAAUAAUGAUACCAAAGCUUCUAAUAUGUUUUAAUCUGUUUGCGGAUUUAUUCGGAAAUGUCAAGUAAAAUAAAACAACAGUUCUAUUAUUUGCUAUUCUGCUAUGGAUUGUUUUUACUUAUUUUUACUGCUUUUCUGAAAAGCCAGGAAAGAGAUUUGCAUAUUAAAACAAGGACGUCUGCGGAAAAUACGCAAAUGAGUGAUGUCGAGACAACGCCGCUUUCAGAGAUGUGCGCAUAUACAUCCGGCUUUACUGAUUGUGAAAAUGAUUGCAAGUCUUCAAGGGAUUCUUACUUUUUCAAAGUCUACGACAAAAACUGUCCUUUACAAGACAUUACACGUUCCUGUGAGACGUUCGCGUGGCUCCAUGGUUACCACGACAUCCGGGUGACGCGCGAAGAGUUGAACUUCCCCCUGGCCUUCUCUGUUCUUAUGCACGAGCACCCUUCCCAGACAGAGCAACUCGUGCGCACAAUUUACCGCCCAAAUAACGUCUACUGUAUUCAUGUGGACGCUAAAGCCAGCAAAGAAACUUUCAGAGUAAUGAAACAGCUGUCCACGUGCUUCGACAACGUGUACAUGGUGGAGGCCCGGGAAAGGAUGGUCCACGCCAGUUUUACCCAUGUAUCUGCUAUAAUGAAAUGCAUGAGGAUUUUGAGGAAUACAGAUGUAAAUUGGAAAUACUUUAUAAAUCUCUCCGGAAGUGAUUUUCCAUUGAAGACGAAUCUAGAGAUGGUUCGUAUAUUAAAGGUUUUCAACGGUGCAAACGAUAUUGAGACUUAUGAUUUUCCAUUACUGCAGUCAUGGAAAUUCGAACGUGACUUCCACGUCCUUGGAGGCAGUCUAGUUGAGGGAGACAGCAAAUCCCCACCACCAUACAAUUUAAAACUAAGUAAGGGAAACCCAUAUGGUUUAUUCUCGCGAAACUUUGUUGACUUCAUUUUCAAUGAUGAUAUUUCAAAAAGCAUUACGCGCUGGUUAAACACGACUUACUCGCCUGCAUUAAGCGUGUGGGCAACGCUGGUGACGUUACCAUGGGCACCGGGUGGCUACCCAGAAACCGUCCGUCACCUUGGCAACACAUACAUGUCACGUGCAUACAUCAGUCAGGACGACACGCAGCCCUGCAAGGGCCGUUAUCUGCGCGGAAUGUGUCUGUUAUCUUGUGAAGACAUGCCAUGGUUAAAAUCCAGACCAGAGUUUUUCGCUCGCAAAUUUUCUUGGACAUUGGACCGCGGUGUUUUAAUGUGUUUAGAGAAAUGGUACCGCGUAAAGGCUGAACAAACACAGGGAGUGAACAUCGACUUGAACUUCUAUACUAAACUUCCUCACGUUAAAUAUUACAGGAACUCGCGUAUUGGAUGGAAAUCACGCUUACAUGACGACGACUUCCUGAAGCAGGAAUGGCUAAAGAAGCGCAACGCUUCUCGGGGUCAGUAACGCAUUAAACCCUCACGGCAAAGCAACAAUUUACCAGUUUGUGCUCAAGUAUUGUUAUACUGAAGUUUGCAUGCAUGUGCUAUCUACAUUAUGUUUUCAUCUAAUCCAUAAACUAUG